This is a messenger RNA of Fusarium graminearum PH-1, 765 nucleotides long. RefSeq lists its product as uncharacterized. The record is from RefSeq and is a predicted model, not a curated record. Bases 1 to 765 code for a protein of 254 amino acids. NCBI's taxonomy places the organism in Eukaryota, Fungi, Ascomycota, Sordariomycetes, Hypocreales, Nectriaceae. Gene Ontology annotation, molecular function: helicase activity. The transcript has a single exon.
AUGGAGGCAGACCCCCGCGCCUCCAGCAAGCAGGCAAUUUUCAACGAGUUGCUCAUCGGUCAAGGUCUCUGGUCGCUACAGAAACAAGGCGUCAAUGUCGAGCUUCCUUCUUUUGACAUUUUCGACGGUAUCCCAGUUGAUGUCCGAGAUGCUUGUCUGAAACAUGUUUUUGAGAAUGACAAGGAAAGGGUACGCCGAUAUUUUGGCAAGUUGCAUCUUGGUCUUGGGCUAGUGUCCGGACCCCCUGGGACCGGCAAGUCCCAUCUUGCUUCGAUCGUUGUGAUACUUAUGUGCCUCAACAAAUCUAUCAAGCAUGUGUACGUCGCUGCAGCCUCCAAUGGCGCCACCGACAACAUCGUCGAACGCAUCGAUGGAAUGGCUCAGACUAUAAUCGGAACGUUACUCGGAAGUGACGUCAAGCACCUCAUGUUAUUGAGGGGAUACAGUCUCGGUAUCGAGGUCGAGAAUUGCACAAUGGCUUUGCUCAACAUACCAUUCAAGGAGGAUGCUAUUUGGAACCCAUCCCCCUGGAAAUUCAGCCGUUCCUUGUGCUGGUGGACACUGCGCGUGCUAGGAUCAAAAAGAGUACCAAGGUUGUCUGCAGACGACAACAUCGAGCUCUGGAACCUUCAACAGAGGUUGAAUGCACUUAUUGAGCCAUCUUCGACACCAAACGACCCAGAACUUUUGAAAUCCCGACAGCUCUUAAAACUUGCCAAAGGUUUUGAGUCUCCUGUCGCCUACAAGUCCAUUGUCACAAAGUAG